Messenger RNA from Tauraco erythrolophus (red-crested turaco), 1083 nucleotides. It is a transcript of the gene PRLHR, whose product is annotated as prolactin releasing hormone receptor. NCBI's taxonomy places the organism in Eukaryota, Metazoa, Chordata, Aves, Musophagiformes, Musophagidae. Gene Ontology annotation, molecular function: neuropeptide Y receptor activity; neuropeptide binding. Gene Ontology annotation, biological process: G protein-coupled receptor signaling pathway. The record is from RefSeq and is a predicted model, not a curated record. Gene Ontology annotation, cellular component: neuron projection; plasma membrane.
AGCUAACGGCAGACGACAAAAGGAGGGGAAUGAUGAAUUCGGACAAUUUAACCUCCCAAAGCUUCCUCUCUGCAAUUCAUAGCAAUGCCAGCAAUUUAUUCUCAGGACUCCAGUUUGUUCAGACCUUCAAGCCACUCAUCAUCCCCUGCUACUCGCUAGUGGUUUUUAUUGGUGUCAUCGGGAAUUACCUUCUCAUUUAUGUUAUCUGCAAGACAAAAAAAAUGCACAACGUCACCAACUUUCUGGUAGGCAACCUGGCUUUCUCAGACAUGCUAAUGUGUGCGACCUGCGUACCCCUGACCCUGGCGUACGCCUUUGAGCCCAGAGGAUGGGUGUACGGGCGUUUCAUGUGCUACUUCGUUUUCCUGAUGCAACCCGUCACUGUGUUUGUGUCUGUCUUUACCUUGACGGUCAUAGCUGUGGAUAGAUACUAUGCCAUGGUGUACCCAUUCCGCAGGAGGCUCACGAUCCCUAUUUGUGCUUAUAUCCUGGCUGCUAUUUGGCUGCUGAGCUGUACCUUGGCUGCCCCAGCCUUGGUCCACACUUACCACGCAGAGUUCCCAGAACUGGAUUUCUCCAUCUGCGAGGAGUUUUGGUUCCACAUGAAAAGAGAUCGCUUAGCUUAUGCCUACAGCACUCUCAUCAUCACCUACGUCCUGCCUUUGGCUGUCAUCUCCCUGUCCUACCUGAGAAUCUCAGUCAAGCUGAAAAACCGUGUGGUCCCAGGCAACGUCACCCAGGGCCAAGCUGAGUGGGACCGAGCGAGGAGAAGGAAGACUUUUCGCUUGCUGGUCUUAGUGGUGGCAGCCUUCGGAGUCUGUUGGCUACCUCUGCACAUCUUCAACAUGAUAAAAGACAUAGACAUCAGCUUGAUUGACAAGCAGUACUUCAAUUUCAUCCAGCUGCUGUGCCACUGGUUUGCAAUGAUGUCUGCCUGUACCAAUGCCUUCCUCUAUGCCUGGCUCCACGACAGCUUCAGGGGGGAGCUGAAGAAAAUGUUUACCUGGAGAAAGAAAAAAAUUGGACCUACUACAAAUUGCAUUAUGGCCAGUGUGGUGCUGUAAAUGAGAGCUGGUGGGAGUG